Molecule: messenger RNA, 1728 nt
Organism: Cordyceps fumosorosea ARSEF 2679
Lineage: Eukaryota; Fungi; Ascomycota; Sordariomycetes; Hypocreales; Cordycipitaceae
Product: efflux protein
Exons: 4
Coding region: 1-1728 (575 amino acids)
Biological process (GO): transmembrane transport
Cellular component (GO): membrane
Molecular function (GO): transmembrane transporter activity
Source: RefSeq, a predicted model, not a curated record
AUGGACCGAUCCGUCAAGACACCGGUGACGUUUGCCGCGACGGAGCCGGGGCCGACGGACAAGAGCUCGGGCAGUAACUGGUACCAGCACACCGACGAUAGCGCCGCCUCGCGGACGUGCGUGUCCUCGUCGGGCGAGGAGGGCCACGACAGCAAGGGCAAGCCUGGGGAGGCGAUGCCGCUGUCUCGGGCCAAGGCCAUUGCCCUCGUCAUUACCCUGACGGGGGCGGCCUUUAUAAAUACCCUUUCUGCUCAGAGCGUUGUCAUCAUCCUCCCCGCCAUGGGCAAGUCGCUCGACAUCCCCGACAGCCGCUUGCAGUGGAUCGUGUCCGCCUACUCCCUCACCUUUGGCUGCUUCCUGCUGCUCUGGGGCCGCAUCGCCGACAUCUUUGGCAAGCGCUUCAUCUUCAUCGCCGGCUCCAUCUGGGUCACCCUCGCCACCGCCCUGAACCCGCUCAUGCCCAACGAGAUAUCCUUUGAUCUUUUUCGGGGUCUGCACGGACUGGGCGCCGCGGCAAAUGUUCCCACGGCAAUCGGCAUUCUCGGCGUCACGUUCCCACCAGGAAAGGCCAAAAACUAUGCCUUUGCCACGUACGGAGCCGGUGCGCCUCUCGGAAGCAUCUUUGGCAGCAUCCUGUCCGGCGUCAUUGCCCAGUACGCCAGCUGGAAGUGGGUGUUUGGCUGCAUGGCCAUCAUGGCGGCCGCCAUCUCCGUCGCCGGCUUCGCCCUCGUCCCUCACGACCCGGCGCUGCCCAAGCUCGCUGGCGGCGAGGAGGAUACCAUCGCGGCGCGGCUCCGGCUCGUCGACUGGAUCGGCGGCGCGCUCAUCACCGUCGCUCUCUUCGCGCUGCUCUUCGCGCUGACCGAGGGCAACGUCGUCGGCUGGCAAACGGCCUGGGUCGGCUGCCUGAUCGUCAUCUCAGUACUACUCCUCGUCGCCUUCUUCUUCUGGCAGCGGCACCUCGAGAAGCGGCAGCGGCAGGGCCUCGGCGGCGGCCGGCCUCCCCUGAUGAAGGUGUCCAUGUUCCGCAGCCGCCAGUUCACCGCCGUCAUGGCCAUCAUGUGCCUCUUCUUCGCCUCCUUCAACAACUUCCUCGUCUUCGCCACCUACUACUACCAGGACUACCUCGGCUACGACCCGCUCCAGACCAUGCUGCGCUUCCUGCCCACCGGCGUCGGCGGCAUCUUCGUCUCCUUCGCCGUCGCCUUCCUCCUCAGCCGCGUGCCGACCGCCUUCAUGCUCAUCUGCGGCACGCUCUCCGUGUCCAUCUCGAACCUGCUGUUCGCGGUGCCCAUCCCCGUCACCACCUCGUACUUUGCGUGGGGCAUGUGGGCGAUGCUGCUGUCCGUCGUCGGCGCCGACCUCACCUGGCCGUGCCUCACCUUCUUCACGUCGCAGGCGCUGCCGGCCGAGGACCAGGCGAUCGGGGGCGCGCUCAUCAACGCCGUCGGGCAGAUGGGCCGCGCGAUCGGGCUCGCCAUCGCCACGGCCGUACAGACGGCCGUGCUGGCGAAGCAGCGCGGCGUGUCAGUUGAGGCGGUCGGUCCGGUCCGGGAGAUGGACGCUGCGUCGCUGGCGAGCAUUCGGAUAGCAAGCUGGUUUAAUUUUGCAAUAGGAAUCGCGUCGCUGGUCAUUGUGUGCAUUGCAUUUCGCAAGAUGGAAGUCAUUGGCAGGAUCGCGCCCAAGGCCCCUUCCUCUGAUGGUGAGGAAGGCGUAAAGAAUGGGUAA